GUUGGCCAGCUACAAUCAGGAAGUUGUUGAAUUACACGUGAAUUCAUCGCGCAGUGGAGUUAUCUGCUGUUUAGUCACAAGAUCUUCAUUAGAGUUGUUUAUUUCUCCCGGCAGAAGUGACAGAAGAGCAGAGGAGAGCGGGAGAUAAGCGUGUUAUAUAUUGCCAUUAUGCCAUGGCAUCUCUGGGCACCUACUUUGUGCAAAUCAAAUUCGAUGACAUCCUCUUCUACGAGAACUGCGGCGGAGGAAGUUUCGGGAGCGUGUAUCGCGCCCGCUGGCUCUCACAGGACAAAGAGGUGGCGGUGAAAAAACUCCUGAAGAUUGAGAAAGAGGCAGAGAUUUUGAGUGUUCUUAGUCAUAGAAAUAUUAUCCAGUUUUAUGGAGCAAUACUGGAGGCACCAAACUAUGGAAUUGUUACAGAGUACGCCAGUGGUGGAUCUCUGUUCGACUAUCUGUCCAGUUCUGAGAGUGAAGAGAUCAGCAUGAAACAGAUUAUGACCUGGGCAAUCGACAUCGCUAAAGGGAUGCAUUAUCUGCACACUGAAGCCCCGGUUAUAGUCAUCCACAGAGACCUCAAGUCCCGAAACGUUGUCUUGACUACAGAUAAAAUACUCAAGAUCUGUGAUUUCGGGGCGUCUAAGUUUCAUUCACACACCACUCACAUGUCUCUGGUGGGCACAUUUCCUUGGAUGGCCCCCGAAGUCAUCCAGAGUCUUCCUGUGUCUGAGACCUGUGAUACGUACUCGUAUGGAGUGGUCCUGUGGGAGAUGCUGACACGUGAAAUUCCCUUCAAAGGUCUGGAGGGCCUGCAGGUGGCUUGGCUGGUGGUUGAGAAGAAUGAGAGGUUAACAAUUCCCAGUAGCUGUCCAGCCAGUUUUGCCUGUCUGAUGAGAAGCUGUUGGCUGACAGAACCCAAAGACAGGCCAAUGUUCAAACAAAUUCUGUCCACGUUGGAGUCCAUGUGGAGCGACACACAGUUACCUGAUGAGUGCAACACUUUCCUGCAUAGUAAAGCUGACUGGAGAUGUGAGAUUGAGGCGACUCUAGAGCGUCUGAAGCGUUUGGAGAGAGACCUGAGCACCAAAGAACAAGAGCUGAAGGAGAGAGAGAGACGACUGAAGAUGUGGGAGAGGAAACUGAUCGAGCAGUCCAACACACCCCUUCUUCCAAACCUGGCGAUUCACUCCUGGACAGAAGAACAUGUGCAUUUCUGGAUGCAGCAGAUCUUUGAAGGAGAUGGAGAGCUGCAGCAAUAUUCUGAUGUCUUUAAGCAGAACCACAUCACAGGACAGAGACUCCUGCUCCUGUCUGAGAAUGACAUGAGAGAUCUGGGCGUCAUGUCCAAAGGACACAUCAUACACCUGAAGAAUGAAAUUGAGAAGCUAACCCAAGACUACUUGAGCCUCUUCCACUUUCCUCCACUGAUCAAGGACGGUUCGGUCGUUGAGGAAGAGGAGGAGUGCAGGAAAACUGUCAAUCUGGAGUUAGUGUUUGGAUAUCACUGGAAAGCAGGCACAGGACACAAGGACUGUAAAUGGAAAAUGUACAUGGAGCGUGAUGGGGAUGAAGUGGCAAUAGCAUACAUCAAAGACGUGACCUUUAAUGCCAACAGAGCGGAUGUAGAUGUAUUAAAGAUGACCAAGCCUCCGUUUGUGAUGGAUAAAUGGAUAGUUGGAGUAUCUGGCACACAAACCGUUGAGUGCAUAGUUAACUAUGAGAGUAACGUGAGAUCCCCGAAGUCUACAAGACAUGUGCACACAGUGCAAUGGGGUCAGGACAGCGGUAGAGAUGUCAUUAAACCCGUCGAGCUGAUCAUCGAUACAGCACCAACCAAUAGAGAAGGACACAACAGAGGCAGGUCCAAUUCAGGUGUUGAUCCCAGAUGGAUUUACAAUCUGAGAAUGAAGCAGAUCAACCAGCAGGCGGCCCAUAACUCCACAAGCCGCCCUGAUAACAUGACGCUCCCUCAGUUCCUGUCUGCUCUCGGGAACCAAUCAUCUUACGCCGCCGCUGUGAGGAGAUCGCCCAAUCGCAGCCCUUUCUGUCCGUGGACAGACUCGCGAAGCUCCUCUCCUACCCUCUCAGUCAAACUGUCCAACAUGCAUCUGGGGUCAAAGGGCAGCAGCCCAUCCAGCACAACAUCAGAGAGCGCCUCUGAGCGAGAGCGCCCCCCUAGCGCUGGAUCCAAACACAGCUACAGCAAGAACAGUUACUAUGAGCACACUCUAAAGAUCACCGGAGGAGGACGAGGAGGAGGUGCUAGGAGGUCCUCUGCGGGACCUAAUCACUUUAAAGGAUUUAAAGGACCCCAACAAGCAGGGCGACCGCGACACAACCAGCGGCCGAUUCCAGGGAUGUCACUUGAGACUGAAAGGGUGAAGCAAAAAGGGCAGACUGAAGAGGGUGGGGCUAGUGAUGGGGAAUGGAUCAAAGUAGAAAGAAAAAAACCUAAUAAACAGGAAUGCAAACACCAGGAAGUGAGGCAGACCAGAGGUCGCCCAAAAAGAGGAGGGAGAGGAGGUGGGCGUGGCCGAAGUUGAGGUUUUCCCCAGUCCUAGGGAGGACCUGUCAAUUGUCACCUAACACUGGUUGUUGCGAAUGGGUUUUGUCAGUUAAGGCAUUGCCUAAAUUGGCAUUAGUAGUAAAAUAUAAGUAGUACAUAAACUGUCUUUAAGUAGUUAUCAGAAACACUCAUGUUAAAUGACAUAUAUAGGAUUUUUCUUAUUUUAAAAAUAUAAAACAUUCAUAUUCCUAUACAACCAGAGCUUAAACUUGUACUUUUUAAGAAUGUAUAUUUUCUUUUUAAAUGUAGAUUUUCUAAUGGUGAUAAUCAAGUAUCUUUUCUAUUAAGCUGUCACUUGUCUCCCUGCAAAAUAAGAUGAUAUCAUUUUCUUUUAUUAUGUCAAAUUAUUUAUUUUAUAUGAUAUACUUUGAGGUGUAUAUUUAUUAUGAAAUUUGAUGUUUUAUGUCGAGCUGAGUAUGUUAUUAAAAAAUUACAAUUUAAAGGACAUUGCCUCUUUCAUCUAAAGCUGUAAAGACAGGAUUUCGCGCGAUUUGUGAGUCCUUGAGAUCAGAAAUUUGGCGCCACAGCUAAAGAUCCUGGAAGGGCACUUCAUGUCAAAUGGCGUGUAUGUGUGUUUUUUUG
Messenger RNA from Paramisgurnus dabryanus, 3145 nucleotides. It is a transcript of the gene map3k20a, whose product is annotated as mitogen-activated protein kinase kinase kinase 20a. NCBI's taxonomy places the organism in Eukaryota, Metazoa, Chordata, Actinopteri, Cypriniformes, Cobitidae. Gene Ontology annotation, molecular function: protein binding; ATP binding; MAP kinase kinase kinase activity. Gene Ontology annotation, biological process: protein phosphorylation. Gene Ontology annotation, cellular component: cytoplasm. The record is from RefSeq and is a predicted model, not a curated record.